AUGGUCAAAGAGACAAAGCUCUACGACACCCUCAACGUCAAGCCUGAGGCAACUCAGGACGAGAUCAAGAAGGGAUACAAGAAAGCAGCCUUGAAAUGGCACCCAGACAAGAACAAGGAUAGCCCCGAUGCGGCUGAAAAGUUCAAAGAAUGCUCACAAGCAUACGAAAUUCUUUCCGAUCCCGAGAAGCGAAAGAUAUAUGAUCAGUACGGCCUCGAAUUCCUACUCCGCGGCGGUACCGCACAGCCCGAAGGUGGUGCCGGUGGAAACCCGUUCGCCGCUGGCGGCAUGCCUGGAGGUUUUGAAGGUUUCAACUUCCAAGGUGGCAUGCCCGGUGGAGGCGGCACCCGAACUUUCCACUUCAAUACCGGCAGCGGCGGUGCUGGAGGCUUUGGCUUCAGCAACCCCGAAGAAAUCUUUGCCGAAUUCAUGCGUAACGGAUCUGCUGGUGGUAUGCAUGGUGGUGGCGACGACGACGACAUCGCUGGCAUGUUUGGCGGAUUUGGCGGUGCUGGUCCUCGAAGCCGCAGUUCACGCACACGCUCAGGCUUCGAGCCUCGACCUAGAGAAGCUACUCCCGAGGUUACCACAGUCGAGCGACCCCUGCCCCUAACGCUUGAAGAGCUCUUUAACGGUGUGACCAAGAAGAUGAAGAUUAAGCGCAAGACUUACGAUGAGACCGGAAAGAGAGUCCAGACCGACCAGAUCCUUGAAGUCCCUAUCAAGCCGGGCCUGAAGAAGGGUUCCAAGAUCAAGUUCAACGGAGUCGGUGAUCAAGUAGAGGGAGGCCGCCAGGAUCUUCACUUUAUUGUCGAAGAGAAGGAACAUCCUCUCUACAAGCGCGAGGAUAACGAUCUUGUCCAUGUGGUAACCCUUGAUCUCAAGGAGGCCUUGACCGGCUGGCGAAGGACAGUGACAACGAUCGACGGCCGACAGCUCAACCUCGAUAAGGGAGGCCCUACUCAGCCCAACAGCGAGGAACGGUAUCCUGGCCUGGGUAUGCCCAUCUCUAAAAAGCCUGGCCAGCGAGGCGACUUCGUCAUCAAGUACAAGAUCAACUUUCCAGCAAGUUUGACUGCCGAUCAGAAGCAGAAGCUCAGGGAGAUUCUGUAA
Molecule: messenger RNA, 1113 nt
Organism: Fusarium subglutinans
Lineage: Eukaryota; Fungi; Ascomycota; Sordariomycetes; Hypocreales; Nectriaceae
Product: psi1
Exons: 3
Coding region: 1-1113 (370 amino acids)
Biological process (GO): translational initiation
Cellular component (GO): cytosol
Molecular function (GO): protein-folding chaperone binding
Source: RefSeq, a predicted model, not a curated record